UGGAUGCGAACGACGAUGAUUCACACGCCUUUGGGCUUUGUUUUGCCUGACUGGCCAAUACUAUCAGUUCAGGUGGCUACGCUGAAAAAGAUAUCGAAAGCCACUUCAAUGAUUUUGGGCAUUGGUGCCAUUUGUGCUGUCUGGUUGCGCAAAGUGUUCGUUCGUUCGUUGCUUAUUGUAAACAUGGCAGAAGGCUGGACAGGAAAAAAAUCUUCCUGGGGCCCAUUGGAGUCGCACUCGUUGUCCUCGGUGCCACCGUGUCGUUUUUUUCAACUAGGAAAAUGUAUUUAUGGAGAAAAUUGCAGAUAUCUGCAUGAACUAGAUGCGGAAAUAAAUGAAUCGGACGAUUCGUGUCACAAUGUUAUGGCAGUGAAUUGGGUCAAUGCUCCCGAAUUCAUCCCCUCGGCUACCAUAUAUUCAGCCGCAAACACUCAGUUAGACUUUCCAGCAAUGCAGUCAUUUACUGAAUCAGAUGUUGUCGAGCAGGAAGAAGCUGGACCGAGCAGCCCCCAGUCCUCUGUCAAAUCCUAUGCCAAAGCUGUGGACCCCAACGCUGGCCAGAGUUUCAAGAUUGCUCAGUCAACAUCCGAGCUGUGUCCCUAUUAUUUCAUGGGUUCCUGCCGGUACGGCGAAGAGUGCACAUACAUCCACGGAGAUCUCUGUGAACUUUGCAGCCAGCAUUGUCUUCACCCGACGGAUGAAGCGCAGCGAUUGGAACACAAUCAGAACUGUCUGCUCCAGCACAAAGUAGACAUGGAAAAAUCCUUUGCUGUUGCUCGUUCACGAGACAAGGCCUGCGGCAUUUGCAUGGAGAUCAUUUGGGAGAAAUUGCCGUCCACUAAACAGCGUUUCGGACUGCUCCCAAAUUGUUCGCAUUGUUUUUGUUUGGACUGCAUUCGCAAGUGGCGACAAGAGAAGCAGUUUGAGAACAAGAUCAUUCGAUCUUGCCCCGAAUGCCGAGUCCAAUCAGAUUUCGUGUGUCCCAGUCGCUACUGGUGCGAAACGAAAGAAGAGAAGGAAAAGUUGAUAACCGAUUACAAGAAAGCCUUGAGCAACAAAGCUUGCAAGUACUUUAAUCAAGGUGGCGGUGAAUGUCCGUUUGGAAACCGUUGCUUCUACUUGCACGCGCUGCCCGACGGUACCCGAACGGACGUUGGUCCUCCUCAAGGCAAGCUGCGACGUCGUCGUUUCGGGCAAGACGAGGAAGAGGCGGAAGUCUUCCAGGUCCUGUUGUGGGAUUUCUUGGAAGAGCGUGAGAGCCGCUACGUCCUCCAGUUGGGGCUCGACCUGGACGACCUCGACUUGUACACAUCGGAUUCAGACGAUUAUUAUUCGGAUGAAGCUGACAGUCUCUUUUUCCUCCAGUGAGACGCAACAUAGAAAAAUAAUUCACGUCGAGCCCUGCGUCCCCUCUCUGUCCGUGUGUCUGUGGCUCGUCGGAAACUUCCUGCACCUCGUCAAUCCACGUAAAUACUAUCCAUUAUUUUCUUGUUUUGUUUAUUUCCGUUUUGUUUCGUUUGGUCUUUGUUUGUCUUUUUGUUUUUUUUUCCCACCACACAACAUGAUUUCAAAAAAUGAUUAGGAGAAGAGGACAAAGACUCUUCGCACUCACACAUUUCUCCCCCUCAUGUGGGAUACUUCCUGUCAUGGUUUCGGCCCCGCCCAAUUUCCACUUGCGUCUCUUCAAUUUAGUAGUGGUAAAAAAAAACACCAUAUUCGUUUAGAAGCUAAAAAUCAAUCUACAAAAAAAACUUGUAUGCCUACUGCAAAUGCGCUACCCUUUUUUUCUGUGUUAUCUGUGAUAUAUUCCGUUAAAAGAAAAAAAAAAAAGGCUUGGAAAGGAAACGUGUUGACGAGAUUUUGCUUGCGUGUUUUAAACAAAGAAAAAUUGUAAUUAAGCAAAAGCGUAUGCACAAUCUUCUCGUUUCGUUAGGGACCAUUUUUUUUUUUUUCUGAAAGAAAAAAAAAAUUCUUUUUGAUUCCGCCGGCCGUGAUUUUUCUCUUAAUGCUGUUUUGUUGUAAUUCAUUUUUUUUCCCCUUGUGUGUGUUGAAAUCACGACUAGGGGAAUUCGAAAAAAGUGAGACGUACGAACAAGUUAAAUCCAUUUUUGCGUUUUCGACUCGAUUCCCGACUAUUCCUUUUAGGGGAAUAUAGUCGCAAUGUUCUUUGUUGUUGAUAGCAUCACAUGUAUACGUGGGGGCUAUAUAUUUCGGCUCUCUCUCUCUCUCUCUUCCAGUUCUUGUGUGUGCCGCAUAUAAAAAUACCGAAAUGUGUUGUUGUUUUUUUCUCUUUCAUUUAUGACGGAAAAAAAACAAAAGGUAUCAAAAAAAAAAGUUCAAUUUCUUCUUGUUGGUAACUCUUCUGUAUACGAGAGAGAGAGAGAGAGAGAGAGAGAGAGAGAGAGAGAGAGUUUGUGAGAGGAAAAAAAAACCUUGGGACGUUGUGCACGAUUACCUCGGAGCGGUGGAGAAAUAACAAGAGCAACUAGAACCUAACCAGGCUCGACCAUAAGUCGUUCUUUUACGACGCAACCGAAAAUUAUUAUUAUAGUUGUGCUAUGUUGCUGCUGCUGCCCCAGCGAGCGAAACAGACGACGUAAUCAUUUCGAGUGUUUUCAGAUCUAUUUUUCCCUUUUUUUCUCUUCAAAAAUAAUCUUUGCUUGAAUGGACGGAACAAACAUGUGGAUGAGACACAUUUUUGGAAACCGGCAUCCCGGGGCUGCUGUCUAGUACGACAAGAGAAACCUGAAGUAUGAAACGGGACUUGGAAAAUGAAAUAUUACAAAGGCUAAAUUAUUAUUUGAUGAAAAUAAUAAAAGUAUGUCGUAUAAACCGAGAAAUGAUUCAAAAAGGUUAUCAAGAACUUCAUUUCCAUUCCGGAAUGGAUGCCAAAAAAUUAAGAACCCAACAAUUUCAAAAUACUUUCUCCUUCCAUUUUCUUCUCGCCUUCCAGCCACUCCACGGGAAGGAAAAAAAUAAUAAUUCCCGAUCGCAUUGCAACGAUAUCCAUACGAAAAGGUAUUCCAUUCCGACAUGCAAAUUCUUUUCCGACCACUUGGCUUCACUUCAAACUAAGAAAUUUGGUGGCCGAUCUUCUGUGAUACGGGCGUAGAAUAAAAAAAGUACGAAAGAAAAGGAAAAUCUUCUAAUCAUGGUCAAAGUAUAACUAAACAACUGAAAAUUAUGAAAGAAAAUGGUCCAAAGUAGAAGCUACGUGAAAAUGUUCUCCCAUCUUCUACCCAAGCUUCAACACUCGGGAGAGAAAAGGUAACGGUGUCACACUAUGGAACUCAAGCUUACUACGAUAUUUUUGACAUAUCGACACGACACGCAGACACGUUGAUAUUUUUUAAAAAAGGGUAGCAAAAGCUAAAUUCACAUUAGAAACGUGUAACGAUUAAUAAUGAACUGAUGAAUUAAUAUGUGAUAGAAGGGGAUCUUACUAUGAAACAUUUAUUCUCUUGACUGCUCAAGGCAUCUCCACUUUUGAAUGUACUUUGUUUUUUGUUUUUUUUUUCUUUCUUUACUUCAAGUGAAAAAGAAUUGGGAAAGAGCGACGGUUGGGAGAUGAAGAAAAAAAAAUUUGGCAAAUUAUUCUUGUUUUCUAAGACAGAAUUUAGAUAUUAAACGUCCCGUGAACAAUUAAGAUGCGAGGCUUGUUUAACAAACGACAAGGAUGAGAGGAGGUGCAAGAGAUGAUUAGUGAUUUAUCGCAAUUAUUAUAUGAUGAAGCCUGGUGUGAGACGAAUUUUUUGUACGAUGAAUCCUUUCUUCCGUUAAACGAUGAAUGCCGCCAAAAAGGACGAAAAAAAAGAAUCAAGAGGCGAUUUCGAUGAAAGAGAGACGAGGGAAAACGUGGUAAACGACGAAAUUUUCACGUAAACAAAAC
This is a messenger RNA of Daphnia carinata, 3889 nucleotides long. Its product is annotated as probable E3 ubiquitin-protein ligase makorin-1. The transcript is spliced from 13 exons. Gene Ontology annotation, biological process: protein polyubiquitination. The record is from RefSeq and is a predicted model, not a curated record. Gene Ontology annotation, molecular function: metal ion binding; ubiquitin protein ligase activity. The coding region runs from base 4 to 1368 and encodes 454 amino acids. NCBI's taxonomy places the organism in Eukaryota, Metazoa, Arthropoda, Branchiopoda, Diplostraca, Daphniidae.